UCUUUGCAGUUAAUGGUAUGCCUUAUCCUGGAGAGGCAGAACCUGUGCAAGGAUUUGUGAUGAACUUCUCUACUGGAGAAAUAAUUGAUACUUUCAUUCCGCUUAGAAAGAACUUUGAGAUGCCACAUGAUGUUGUUGCUUCAGAAGAUAAAAAAGUAUUCAUUGGAGAUGUUCAUGCCAGAGCAGUGUGGAAGUUUGCAUCCACAGAAAAAAUGGAACAUCGGUCAGUUAAAAAGGCUGGUAUUGAGGUACAGGAAAUAAAAGAAUCAGAAACAAUUGUAGAAGCCAGAUUGAAAAACAACCCAGAAUCUGCAGACCCUCUAAAGAAGCAGGAAAAACAACAUUUGGUCCAACAGACCAGCACUGGAGUUUCCUUUGUUCUUAUUACAACUCUUCUAAUUAUCCCUGUUGUUGUUCUGCUGGCAAUUUUAGUAUUUAUCCGAUGGAGGAAGACAACUGUCUAUGGAGCUGAUGGGGAGCACAAACUUGAUUCCAGUUCAGGCAGAAUUUUAGGCAGACUUAAAGGGAAAGGCGGUGGUGGUCUUAAUCUUGGGAACUUCUUUGCAAGUCACAAAGGCUACAGCCGAAAAGGGUUUGACCGACUGAACACUGAAGGAAGUGAUCAAGAAAAAGAUGAAGAUGAUGGCACAGAUUCAGAGGAAGAGUGUUCAGCACCUCCACCCCCACCAGCACCUUCAUCAUCCUGAAACCAGCCUUGUACAAUUCAACCUAUAAUGUCAGAUUCCUUUUCCCUUAAGCACGUUUAAGAUUUUAUGUAUUUAAUUGUAAACUGUACUAGUCUGUGUGAGGCUGUACACUGGUUCCUUUGAUUUUUGUUUGGUUUUAGUUCUAUUUUUUAAGUGGAGGAGUGUGUGGAAGUUCCAUAUCAGUGCCAUUGUUUUUUUAUGUGAACAUCUUAAUAAAGCAAACAGUCUUCUAAUUGGGGCACUGAUUUAAAGCAGAAGUACUUUCUCAUAUCAAUUUGGGGAUCUUGUAAAUAAGUCUUACUAUCUGCUUCAUCAAAAUAUUUUUGCCAUAACUAUUCAGUUUUGCCAAUUUCUGUUUUGUGCCUUUCCUCUUCAAUGUCCUUAACCUGUUGCAGUACAGAGAAAAUACAGUGCCACAAGAAAAUUAAGCUGCUAAAUCUUCUUCUAUUUUUUUAAAAUCACUAACAUUAUAUUGCAUUGAAGGAAAGAAAAAAGUCUCUAAUUUUUUUUCUUCUUCCUAACUUGAUGUGUUUCUGGGAUGUCUUAUUUUUAGAUGGUAUCACUGUUAGAACACUAUUUUCAGAAGCUGAAUGUAAUUUGUGUAAUAAAGUAUUCGCAGAGCA
Messenger RNA from Antrostomus carolinensis (chuck-will's-widow), 1330 nucleotides. Its product is annotated as peptidylglycine alpha-amidating monooxygenase-like. The coding region runs from base 18 to 707 and encodes 229 amino acids. NCBI's taxonomy places the organism in Eukaryota, Metazoa, Chordata, Aves, Caprimulgiformes, Caprimulgidae. The record is from RefSeq and is a predicted model, not a curated record. The transcript has 6 exons.